GUUAGUCAUCCGCGUUUGCCUGGCAGAGACCACUCUAUCCUCCGAGGCUCUUUGAUUGUCCUAACGUUGUCAAAUAUCGCGAUUGUUGCCUCACUAAUCACUACGUAAUGUGCCGUGCUGCUUCAAGCGGCGCUGGUGACAGUGCUGAAAGCUGUUGGGUAUGAAGUGAAACGGAACUGAAUUUUUGUACCAUCCGCAACUGCUUCAAGUUCAGAUCACAACAACGAAACUGAAGAUCAACCUCCCAAAACAAGCAAAGUUGCAACACUGAAGACACGUAGAAAAAAACAAACGGAUCACUUCAAGGGUUUAAAACACAAGAAGUAACCAAAUCCUGAAACGACCAAAGAAGACAUCCAUCAGCCCAAUUGAAACGCAGAAGACAAGCAAUCCUAUGCCCAACCAUAUUCUGAGAAGACUAACUGAUCUGAAACCAGAAGUCUGUGCCUACUCAACAGCUUUGACAAAGCACACGUCCCAACGCUGCUCCUAGCCCUCCUCAUCCUCACCACACCACCGACUCACCACCGGGGUGUGGAGUGGGCUGCUAUCUGCUAGUUUUAUUUCCCCCAUAGUCCCCCCCAUCUUUCCCACUCUCUACUCCUCCCACUGUUUUCAUUGUUUUUUUUUUCUAAGCAGUGUUGUUGCACCUGCGUUUGCCUUUUUUUUUGCGCUAGAUUUCUCCCCCUUUUUGCUUUAUGCAACCAUCUAGAACUUGUGCCAGGAACCUGUAACAAGUGUGUGUGUGUUCAACUGUGUGCGUGAAGAGAUCUGCAGGAACUGCAUAGUCACAGAGAUCCUGAGAAUUCCAAGAUUCAAGACGACGAAUAAAGACAUCCAGCGGUGUAUCAUUGGGUGGUUACAUAAAAAAUAGAACUUAACAGUCAAGCAAAAAAAAUCAAAACAAGUAAUCAAGUUCAGCAAGUGCUCAAGCAAGUUUGGUCCGAGUUUAUGGGAAAAUAUGGGCAGCCCCUGGAAAGGCUUUGUUGAGUUUACCUUGCCUGCGUCGCCACCCACCGCGUUUGUUAGCGCUGACCUGAGCAGCACCUCCCCUGUCGGACUCAGCCUGUCGCCAUAUGGCCGAUCCAUGAGUUUUGACCCGGGCAUGCUCCAUAACAAUGGACACACUGCAUACGCCAACGGCACAGGGCCUGGCAUUAGAGAGACUGGCGUAGUGGAGAAGCUCCUGACCUCUUACGGGUUCAUCCAGUGCUCUGAACGCCAGGCUCGUCUCUUCUUCCACUGCUCCCAGUACAAUGGCAACCUGCAGGAGCUUAAAAUAGGAGAUGAUGUAGAGUUUGAGGUAUCCUCUGACAGGCGCACUGGCAAGCCCAUAGCAGUGAAGCUGCUUAAGAUAAAGCCAGAGGUGCUGCCAGAGGAGCGCAUCUCGGGCCAGGUGGGGCCAGACCUGCACGCCUAUCCCUUUACUGUGCUGCAUGGUUAUAUUCAUCCAGUUGUCUCAUCAAUCCCAGUGCACUUGGAUGGAAAGUCUGCUCCCGGUCAGGUGCCCACUGGCAGCGUUUGUUAUGAAAGAAAUGGGGUCUCUAACCCUUCAAAAAUCAACAACUUAAGCUGUUGUGACGUUCCACAGGAAGUGUUCUACCUUACCUACACUCCUGAUGAUGUGGAAGGAAAUAUACACCUCGACACAGGCGACAAAGUCAGCUUUUACAUGGAAACCAACAAGCAUACUGGUGCAGUCAGCGCUCGUAAUAUUCAACUUGUAAAGAAAAAGCAAAUGAGGUGCCAGGGUGUGGUGUGUGCUACCAAGGAGGCAUUUGGAUUCAUUGAGAGGGCUGAUGUGGUGAAAGAGAUCUUCUUCCACUACAGUGAGUUCAAGGGUGAUCUGGAGGCUCUGCAGGCUGGAGAUGAUGUCGAAUUCACCAUCAAAGAUAGAAAUGGUAAAGAGGUAGCCACAGAUGUGAGGCUGCUCCCCCAAGGAACAGUCAUCUUUGAGGAUAUCAGCAUUGAGCAGUUUGAAGGCACUGUUGUCAAGGUCAUUCCCAAGGUUCCCACCAAAAACCAGAAUGACCCUCUACCAGGCCGUAUCAGUUCUCGGAUUGGUUUCACUGACAAGGAACUGCCAUUUGGCGAGAAGGACACCAAGUCCAAGGUGACCCUUUUGGAGGGAGACCACAUACAGUUCAACAUCUCCACCGACCGUCGAGACAAGCUAGAGAGGGCUACCAACAUCGACAUCCUGCCAGAUACCUUCGACUUCACCAAGGAGACUCGUGAAAUGGGUGUGAUUGCGGCUAUACGGGACGGCUUUGGCUUCAUUAAGUGUGUGGAUCGGGAUGCCAGGAUGUUCUUCCAUUUCAGUGAAGUCCUGGAGGAAAGCCAACUGCACAUCUCAGAUGAAGUGGAGUUCACUGUUGUGCCUGUAGGUCCUGUUUAUAAGCUUUAUACAAAAGAUAUGCUGUCAGCCCAGAGGAACCAUGCAGUGCGCAUCAAGAAGCUGCCUAAGGGCACCGUGUCCUUCCAUACCCAGUCUGAGCAGCGCUUUAUGGGUGUGAUUGAGAAGGAAGUUGUGGCAGCAAACAAGAAUGCCAGUCCCACCAAGGGCAAGGAAAAGGAAGCUGAGGAAGGAGUGAUUGCAUAUGAAGACUGCGGAGUGAAGCUCACCGUGCCAUACCAUAACAAGGACCUAGAGGGAGGGGGAUACCCGCAGGUCGGAGACAAGGUGGAGUUCUCCAUCAACGAGGUGAAGCGGACUGGCCAGCAGAGCGCCGUCUCCAUUAGAGUCCUCAACCGUAAUAUAUCCAAUGCAAAGAGACUGCUUGGAUUUGUUGCCACACUGAAAGACAACUUUGGCUUCAUUGAGACAGCAAAUCAUGACCAGGAGAUUUUCUUUCACUACAGUGAAAUGUGUGGAGACUUGGAUAACUUGGAGCUGGGUGACACAGUGGAGUACACCCUCUCUAAGGGAAAAGGAAACAAAGUCAGUGCUGAAAAGGUUACCAAAGUGGCUGCAGUGAAUGGCAUUUGUGAGGAUGUUGGUGCGACAGUGAUGAUGGGGAAAGUCAUCCGUCCCUUGCGCAGUGUGGACCCCUCCCAGACAGAAUACCAAGGGCUUAUUGAAAUCACAGAGGAAGGUGCAACUAAAGGCCAGAAUUAUGCCUUUGGAAUCAUGGGUAUGUCGAACAAAGCCGAUUGUCUGCAGAAAGGAGAAAUUGUGAAGUUCCAGGUUUGCACAAUUUCCCAAACUGGAAAGAAGAUGGCCUGUAAUGUGGUCCCUCAGCGUCGAGCCAUGGUGGAGUGUGUCAAAGACCAGUUUGGCUUCAUCACAUAUGAAGUUGGUGAGAGCAAGAAGCUGUUCUUCCAUGUUAAAGAAGUGCAAGAUGGCCUAGAGCUUCAGACCGGGGAUGAGGUGGAGUUCUCGGUUGUCCUCAAUCAACGCACAGGAAAAUGUAGUGCCUGCAAUGUACGCAGAGUCAGCGAGGGGCCUAAACCAGUGGCGACUCCACGUCCAGAUCGUCUGGUAAACAGAUUGAAGAGCAUCACCCUCGACGAUGCCAGUGCUCCCCGUCUGGUGAUUGUAAGACAGCCCCGCGGUCCUGACAAUUCAAAGGGCUUCAAUGUGGAGCGCAAGACUCGCCAGCCCGGUGUCAUUGACUGAGCAAUACAGAGCCCAACCCUGUUUGGUGUUGGUGGGAUGCUGUCCCAAAGGGCAACAACAGGGGAUAAGGGAAUUUGAUUUGACACAUGCUUGUACACACAAACUCAUACACAAAACAUACGCACACAUACAAUAAUCGGCAUGUGUAAUCUUCGUCCCCAUCGAUAACCUGCGAGGGAACUUUUCUCAUUCCCUGCCUCCCAUGUAUGAUGUACUUGAUACAGAGUUCCACACUGCAGUGUACAUGGGGUCUCUGAGUGCGUGUGUGUGCGUGUGUGAUGUAUCCUAGAAGUGAUUAUAGUGUGUAACGGAGGUAUUUGUUUCUGAGGGUCUUGUCCCUCUAAAUCAGAGUGACGACUGUGUGGCUGUCUAUGUCCCUAUUGUUUGAAUCUGCUUUGUCUGGAAUUCUGCACCUGUAAUCUGUCCAGUGUUUUGCCUGGGUGAAUGAGUGUGACUGUUGGCAUGUCUUUUGAGCAUCUGCUCCAUGUUUUUUCUCAUAUUUUUGCUCCUUUACCCCUGGAAACUAAAAAUGGUUUCAUUGUCGAGUUUCCACUACUGUAUGCUUUCCUAAAAGACGCAUAAAGCAAAGCAAAGUUCCCUCCAUAAGGAGGAUCAUAUAUCUCAUGUGCGAGCUUAAACUGAGGAUUCUUCUCUGCUCGGUUUUUUGAGCAGUUUUUAAAACGCUUUAUUGAAGAGCUGAGGUGAAAGCAUGGUGUGUGUGUAUGUGUGAUGUAUGUGAAUGUCAAAGUAGUUAAUCUGAUGGGAUUUACUUUUACCAAUCUGGAGCCUUUAGAUACCUUUUUGGUAUUCACAUGCUCCACUUAAGCAAUUUUUUCCCAGGUGCAGAAUUCCUUGUGGCAUCUUAUAUCUGCGGUUCUUUUAUACUAUGUUUUUUUUUUUUUCUUCUUGCACAUAUUUUUGCUUUUUUCCAUUGAAACUCAAUCUGCUAAUAUUGAAUUAAGUAAGAAUAAGGUGCCUAAAAACUACAAGCAAAAUGGAAAAAAAAAAAGAAAAUAAGAAAUUAGAUGUAUCCUCUGUUCCCAGCCAACCGCCAAAACAUUGAGAACAAUCUUAGGGUGGCUUUCUUUUCUAGUAGAAAUAAUACUGAUAUGCAUCCCAAACCUGUGGGUUGAACUAUACUGUAUGUAAUGUGUGCUUUUUUGCUUAGUGAAAGUUCAUUGAAACUUCAGAUAUAACAAAACAAAUUUAACUUAAAGGAGAAAAGUAUUAGAAAUUCAGUUUAAAAAAAAAAAAAAAAGAGAAAAAAAAGCAUUAAGAAUCAGGAUACCAGUUACUGUGCGCUUGGAGACAUGGUGGGCGAGCUGUUGUGCCUCUGCACAUUAAUUACAGUCUAAAUUAAUUUCAACUUUGGAGAUCACCGGGUUUCAGUUGAACCACAAACAGAGGUUCUCAUGUACUUUUGUUAAUGGUCUUGAAUGAAACAAUUGAAUUAAAGUUUUAUGAAAAUCA
Messenger RNA from Centropristis striata (black sea bass), 5089 nucleotides. RefSeq names its product cold shock domain containing E1, RNA-binding (gene csde1). NCBI's taxonomy places the organism in Eukaryota, Metazoa, Chordata, Actinopteri, Perciformes, Serranidae. Bases 962 to 3619 code for a protein of 885 amino acids. The transcript is spliced from 21 exons. The record is from RefSeq and is a predicted model, not a curated record. Gene Ontology annotation, molecular function: nucleic acid binding.